This is a messenger RNA of Neofelis nebulosa (Clouded leopard), 3477 nucleotides long. It is a transcript of the gene MSANTD1, whose product is annotated as Myb/SANT DNA binding domain containing 1. Gene Ontology annotation, biological process: positive regulation of DNA-templated transcription. The record is from RefSeq and is a predicted model, not a curated record. Bases 2602 to 3429 code for a protein of 275 amino acids. NCBI's taxonomy places the organism in Eukaryota, Metazoa, Chordata, Mammalia, Carnivora, Felidae. The transcript has 5 exons. Gene Ontology annotation, cellular component: nuclear body.
GGGGGGGCUGGGCACGUCCCUGGGCACCCAGGAGGUCCCCGCAGACGUGAGCUGCUGGGGUGAAGGGUUCCGGGGCCUUGGAGGGUGGUGAGGGCAGCCCAGGGCUGGAGUGUUCACAGGGGGCCGUGCCUCGGCCUUGGGGCUCCCCCACGCCCCGCGGGCUCCUGGGCUCCUGGCGCACGCGUUUGAGUGUGUAAGUUGUUCUGGCUUCAAGGACUCGCCGCCCCCCAAAGGCUUGCCUAGUCAGCAGAAGGGGGCACCGUCCUCCUUAGCCCUGGUUCGGCCCCUCCUUGGGAGCCGUGGCGAGUCGGUGUCUGGUAAUGUCGGGGUGCAGCUGCUUUACCCGGCAGCCUGCACAGACAGCACCCCUAGUGCCAUGGGUUCCCGUCAGUUGGGGGGAGUGGCCCGCCCGGUCCCUCAGCAGGGCGGCCUCGGAGCCCACGCCGUGGCGGGUGCCAGAUAAGUGCGCUCGCGCAGCUUGGCCCCUGCCCCUGGGCUGCGGCCGUGUGACCAGGCACAUGGGCUUCCGGCUUCCGGGGCUGUGCAGCAGCUCUGUGCACGGGCCCUCGGGUGCCACAGGGCCCCCUGUCCCUGCACAGGGGUGGGCCUUCGUCCUCACGUCAGGUGUUCUAGACAUUUGAUGGGGGUGACUUCAUCUCCCCGAAUUUGUCUCCUCUGUGAUGCAAUUCCAGGGCCUCUGAUGGUACCUCGGAGCGACCAAGGCUGUCUCCCCCUUCCUGGUCCCAGCACGGACAGCCAGACCCUGCCUGGUGCGCCUGAGCACACGUGGUCUCCCUGUUAACUUCCAGAAAGAAAAGGGCCCAGAGCCCCUGCUGCUCAUGUCCCCCGCUCGCCCUCCUGCCGCUACGGCAGAGGGACCCUCAGGAGAGGGUACCGCUGGAUACCCAGCCCCCGGCCCUCUGCCUCCCCGUCCCACAGAGAUUGAGGGUCCCCGCAGGCCAAGCAGCUGUGCCAAGGUAUGGAGCCCCUCCCCAGCAAGGACAGACAGGGCCCUCCCACCUAGCUCGUGCUUGUCCUCGGAGGCCCGACCUCAGGGCUCUGCUUCCGGAAGCUCUGGGGGUUUCCCGUGCCCACUGACACCUGAGAAGACGUUUGGAGUCCAGCCUUGCACCCUGACUCCCCUGGACGUGCUGGCUGGAGGGGAGGCAAGAGGCGUAGACACCUCCUCUGGGGCCACCAGUUUGCCAGGGCCCUGAGCGCAGAGUGAUGUCCACAGGCCGGCGGCUGCCUCCUGGAGGCAGGGGCCUCGGCUAGCCUGAGGGUCCCCAGCCCGGGGGCCCCGGGGCAGCAGCUCUUCCUGAGGAGUGUUUACCAUCACCAGCCAGCCUCUGCCCUCUCCAGAAGCUGCAAGGCCACGCACGUGGUAGGGAGCAUUCUCCAGGCACACGGUGGUUUGCAUUGGCUACGUCCUGUGUGCCCUGCUGAGGACCACAGGCACAGGAUGGGUGGCAGGUGUCCUUUACCUCUCCCUUGGGCCUCCCCCCACGUGCUGGGCCAGGGGCAGCCCCUGGAGCUGUGGUUGCAGAAAGGCCCUCCGGUGAGGCUGAGAGCUGGCACUAGGGCCCUGGGGUCAGGUCCUUUGCCUGAGGACUGCGGGCUUUCUGGGGGACCUUUCAGUCACUCAUUCACGCUGCAAACAUCCCGAGCACAUCGUGCCAGGCACCCAGGCCCAGAGGAGUACAGCAGCCCUGAGCCUUCCUGGGGGGUGCUGCGUGGGCCCGGAGAGGAAGGGGCUCCUACGGGGAGCUGAUGGGGCCCAGGUCUUGAACCAAGAACCCACUGAAGGGACAAGGGGCCCUUCCGAGUGCCCACACAUGUCCCUGCUGCUCUUGCACCUGAGGGCCUGGGCGGAGAUUCAGGGACACCUCCCCACCCCCACCUCCGCGCUCCAGGCUCAGCUGUCCCAAUCUGGGGUGGCUUGGAGUGAGACUUUUCUCUCCGUGGUCAGGUCAGAGGAGGACCCUCUGUUAGCCAUGGUGAUUUUCAGCCUGAACUUCGUGAGUCCCUCACCCCCGGUUUAGGCCACCGCCAGGGACCCACGAAGGCCAGGCAGGCUCACUGACGGCCCGUGGAUGCCACGGCCUGGCUGGGCGUCUGGGCCUAGCCGGCAGGCAGGCAGGACUGGGGCCUGUCCAGCAGGUGUGAUGGGCUCUUACUGAUAAACCGUGUGAGUUUUGUCUUGUAAUUUUGAAUGUUGAUGCCUUUAGUGAUGCCUUUAGUUCUCUCCAUAGGCCUCACGGCUCCCACGGCCCUGGUGUCCUGCCCUGGCUGACCCUCCUGCUGCUGACCUCUGCUGGCCAGCCCCAGGGGGCACUGCAGCCCAACCCCAGCCUGGCUCUCAAGCCCUCCUUUCUGACCACCCCCCCAGGGACAGUCACGCUGUCUGUCACUGCCCCGUCCCCUGUGCUCCGGCCGCACCAGCCUUGCUGCCACUGUGGGGCUGCUUCUUGCGGGCAGCGCCCCCUGCCUUCCUGGGGAUCCAGGCCGGUUCCCCUCGUCUGGGUGCAGAGUUCACCGUUGUCCUGCGGUACCUUCCCAGCCCUGCUGGCGACCCGCGGCCCUGGCCCUUGAGACCUUGAGAUGGAUGAGCCUCCGUCAAGCCCUGGAAAAGACCCGCUGAGAGAGGGUGCCUCCAGCAUGGCGGCGGCCGAGGUGCCCGGCUACCUCGUGUCCCCGCAGACGGAGAAGCACCGGCGAGCCCGCAACUGGACGGACGCCGAGAUGCGCGGCCUCAUGCUCGUCUGGGAGGAGUUCUUCGACGAGCUGAAGCAGACCAAACGCAACGCCAAGGUGUACGAGAAGAUGGCCAGCAAGCUGCUGGAGAUGACGGGGGAGCGCCGGCUGGGCGAGGAGAUCAAGAUCAAGAUCACCAACAUGACCUUCCAGUACAGGAAAUUAAAAUGCAUGACAGAUAGCGAGUCCGUCCCGCCCGACUGGCCCUAUUACCUAGCCAUUGAUAGGAUUCUGGCCAAGGUCCCCGAGUCCUGUGAUGGCAAACUGCCGGACAGCCAGCAGCCGGGGCCCUCCACGUCCCAGACCGAGGCGUCCCUGUCGCCGUCUGCUAAAUCCACCCCUCUGUACUUACCGUAUAACCAGUGCUCCUACGAAGGCCGCUUCCAGGAUGAUCGCUCCGACACCUCCUCCAGCUUACUGUCCCUUAAGUUCAGGUCGGACGCGCGGCCCGGGAAGAAGCGCAAGGUGCAGAACUGCCACCUGCGGAAGAAGAAGCUGCGGCUGCUGGAGGCCAUGCUGGAGGAGCAGCGCCGGCUGAGCCGCGCCGUGGAGGACGCGUGCCAGGAGGUGCGCCGCGUGCUGGACCGCCAGAACCUGCUGCAGGUGCAGGGCCUACAGCUGCAGGAGCGCAUGAUGAGCCUGCUGGAGAAGAUGAUCGCCAAGUCCGGCGUCUAGGCCGCCCGGCCCGCGGGGAGCGCCCCGGGGCUGCCCCUGGCUCGGCCG